This is a messenger RNA of Gossypium raimondii (Peruvian cotton), 1767 nucleotides long. Its product is annotated as enoyl-[acyl-carrier-protein] reductase [NADH], chloroplastic. The record is from RefSeq and is a predicted model, not a curated record. Gene Ontology annotation, molecular function: enoyl-[acyl-carrier-protein] reductase (NADH) activity. Gene Ontology annotation, biological process: fatty acid biosynthetic process. The coding region runs from base 289 to 1470 and encodes 393 amino acids. Lineage: Eukaryota; Viridiplantae; Streptophyta; Magnoliopsida; Malvales; Malvaceae. The transcript is spliced from 13 exons.
UGCACACUGUGUAAACGAUACCUAACAUUGAAGAGCUACGCCUACCAGCAACCAACUGCGUUUAAAUCUUUGUUUUUUUAUUGCUAAAUAUAAUUGUUUGAUCGAUCUGCUUGUUUACUUUUAGCUUCAGCUUUGCCUUUUCCGUCAUCGCUUUGAAAAAUCACUUUGAUCUCAUCGAAACUUCCUCAACAUUUCUUUUCCUUUUCUUUUCACUCCCCAUUCCCCACAUUGGCUCUCUCUGCAUCUUAAAGAUUCUUAGUUUCUGCUGUGAAAUAUCACUUCUUGAGAAUGGCAGCAACAGCAGCUUCUGGCCUUCAACUAGCUUCAGCAAGACCCUGCAUUGCAUCUUCUCACAGGGUAUUUAAGGCUGGUGCUGCCAGUCUAGAUGUCAAUUCCAAAGCUGUGCCAUGGAAUAAGCUAGCUAGUGCUUGCCAUUUAUCACAAUCUUUGGAGCCUUUCCGGCGCAGUUUUGCAUCGUCUUCGGUAUAUUUUAACAAAGUUGUGACAAGGGCAAUGUCUGAAUCUAGUGAAAAUAAGCCGGUUUCUGGGUUGCCAAUUGACUUGAAAGGUAAGAGGGCAUUUAUUGCUGGUGUAGCUGAUGACAAUGGAUAUGGCUGGGCAAUAGCGAAAUCUCUUGCUGCUGCAGGUGCUGAAAUUCUAGUUGGGACAUGGGUGCCUGCUUUGAACAUAUUUGAAACCAGCUUGCGACGUGGAAAGUUCGAUGAAUCUCGAUUAUUGCCCAAUGGCUCUUUAAUGGAGAUUACCAAAGUAUAUCCCCUAGAUGCAGUCUUUGACAACCCUGAUGAUGUCCCUGAAGAUAUAAAAACAAAUAAGCGAUAUGCAGGAUCUGCAAAUUGGACUGUUAAGGAAGUUGCUGAAUCCGUUAAACAGGAUUUUGGCAGCAUUGACAUUCUGGUGCAUUCGCUAGCCAAUGGGCCAGAGGUCAGCAAACCUCUGCUGGAGACAUCCCGGAACGGGUAUCUUGCAGCUUUAUCUGCUUCAAGUUACUCCUAUGUUUCUUUACUCAAGCAUUUUAUCCCAUUAAUGAAUCCAGGAGGCUCUUCUAUUUCUCUUACAUACAUUGCUUCUGAGCGAAUAAUUCCGGGAUAUGGUGGAGGUAUGAGUUCUGCUAAAGCUGCUCUAGAAAGUGAUACAAGAGUACUUGCUUUCGAAGCAGGAAGAAAGCACAAAAUUAGGGUGAACACAAUAUCUGCCGGUCCAUUAAGAAGUCGUGCUGCAAAAGCAAUUGGAUUUAUUGAUACAAUUAUUGAAUAUUCAAUCGCCAACGCACCUCUUCAAAAAGAACUAUCAGCAGAUGAGGUGGGGAACGCUGCUGCCUUCUUGGCAUCACCUUUGGCUUCGGCUAUCACUGGUGCCGUCAUAUACGUCGAUAACGGUCUCAACGCAAUGGGUGUUGGAGUUGACAGUCCCAUAUUUAAAGACCUCAACAUUCCUGGCGAAAAGCAUUAGGGAUCUGAUAGCAAACUCGAUGCCGAAUUUUUAACUCGAGAUGUUUACCAUCAGUACUGCUAGCAAACUCGACGCUGAAUGUUCAAUGUAAGACAUUUGCUGUCGUACUGUGUCUAGGAUGUUUCGGUCAGCGGCCCCAUUUUUCCUUUAGAAGUUCAUGCUCUGGCUUUUUGUUUUUUAGAAUUUUUGAGUGUUUUUUGAUACUGUCUAGCCUGAAUUACUGUGCUGUUAAAUCUUAGAUUAAACUUUUUUGAUAAACAAUUUCAAUUGAUCACUGGGUUUUCAGUGAUUUCCUAA